This is a messenger RNA of Cryptococcus amylolentus CBS 6039, 588 nucleotides long. RefSeq lists its product as hypothetical. Lineage: Eukaryota; Fungi; Basidiomycota; Tremellomycetes; Tremellales; Cryptococcaceae. The transcript is spliced from 2 exons. The record is from RefSeq and is a predicted model, not a curated record. Bases 1 to 588 code for a protein of 195 amino acids.
AUGCUGGACAAUGGUGAGACCUUGAUCGCAGCGGAUGAUCUACAUCUCCCAACUGCGGAGAUUGUCGGUAAAAAAUGGCUCUUUGAUGGCAAAGGUGAGUUCGUCAACAUAGCGUACGACAACAACCAGCUUAUUGGUCCAGACGAGUUUGUUGAGAUCGAGGUCAGCCAGGCGCGGGUCCAGGCAAAAGGCAAGGAGGUGUAUACGGUCUUUCUACCCCUCUGGAUCGACGACGUGUCAGGUAACAUCUACGAUGCCGAACUCCCCGUCUCGGCCAAUCCCCCCCAGGUCUUGACUACAGGGAGAAGCGACUUUGGUGUUAUGUCAUCGGUGCUCGGAGAGGAUCGAAGCAAGGCUCCAUUCAUGGUGAAAGGACAACUUGCUACUUACAAGUUGUCUUGGAACGGGAAAUUCUACUGGGCUACUCGGGCCUUGCACCAAGAUCCAUCAGAAGAAGACAACGCCUUUGGAGGCCAGCUUCUACAGCUGGGUUUCCUUGCACGCUUGGGCGCCUUGUUCAAGCUGUUCAGGGAACAGGUCAAGUCUGACAUGGGUGAGUUAUCAUCUUUGUACAAUGGUCAUCACUAA